AUCGGAGGAUCUUAUAGCAGCGUUUCCAUACAGGUUGCAAACUUGCUCCGGCUCUUCCAGAUUCCUCAGAUCAGCUACGCCUCCACCAGUGCCAAGCUCAGUGAUAAGACCCGGUACGACUACUUUGCAAGGACGGUGCCUCCAGACUUCUAUCAAGCCAAGGCCAUGGCUGAGAUUCUGCGCUUCUUUAACUGGACGUACGUGUCCACGGUUGCCUCGGAAGGAGACUAUGGAGAAACAGGGAUCGAAGCCUUUGAACAAGAAGCCCGGCUAAGGAACAUCUGCAUCGCCACCUCUGAGAAGGUCGGCCGAUCCAACAUUCGAAAGUCCUACGACAGCGUCAUUAGAGAACUCCUCCAGAAGCCCAACGCAAAAGUGGUCGUCUUGUUCAUGCGCAGCGAUGACUCUCGGGAACUCAUCGCUGCAGCCAACCGGUUCAAUGUCUCCUUUACCUGGGUGGCCAGUGACGGCUGGGGAGCCCAGGAGAGUGUGGUCAAGGGCAACGAACACGUUGCCAAUGGGGCCAUCACUUUAGAGCUUGCUUCCCACCCAAUCAAAGAGUUUGAUAGAUACUUCCAGAGUCUCACCCCCUAUACUAACCAUCGCGAUCCCUGGUUUAAGGAUUUCUGGGAGCAGAAAUUCCAGUGCAGCCUUCAGAACAGGAAAACCCACAAAAAAGCUUGUGACAAGCAUCUGUCUAUUAACAGUUCCAAUUACGAACAAGAAUCCAAGAUCAUGUUCGUGGUAAACGCGGUGUAUGUCAUGGCCCACGCCUUGCAUAAAAUGCAGCGGACAAUGUGUCCAAACACUACCAAGCUCUGCGACAGCAUGAGGCAUUUGGAUGGCAAGAAGCUCUACAAAGACUAUUUGCUCAAAGUCAACUUUACAG
This is a messenger RNA of Protobothrops mucrosquamatus (brown spotted pit viper), 889 nucleotides long. Its product is annotated as metabotropic glutamate receptor 3-like. NCBI's taxonomy places the organism in Eukaryota, Metazoa, Chordata, Lepidosauria, Squamata, Viperidae. The transcript is spliced from 2 exons. Gene Ontology annotation, cellular component: membrane. The record is from RefSeq and is a predicted model, not a curated record. Gene Ontology annotation, molecular function: group II metabotropic glutamate receptor activity. Gene Ontology annotation, biological process: G protein-coupled glutamate receptor signaling pathway; regulation of synaptic transmission, glutamatergic. The annotation marks the transcript as partial.